GGACUGCAAACUGGACGCUGUCUGGAAUUUCAGGCGCACCGACAGUGAGUACCAAUUUCCUGGCAACUUCUACACCAUCAGCUACUUACAGCUAGAGUCUGUCUCAUCCCACCUUUCUCUGACUGACCACCUCAGGUCAAUCACAGAAACAUGACUGGAAAGAUAACAAAAGAGGAGACGGAGGAGAUGAGAGAGAUGUUUGGGAAAAUUGAUCUGGACGGCGAUGGAUACAUCUGUGAUUUUGAACUCCACGAGCUCCUUAAAGACAGCGGCUAUCCCAGACCUGGAUACAUGGUUCGAGAGAUCAUUCAGAAACUCGAUCGCAACCAGGAUGAUAAGAUAAGCUUCGAUGAGUUUCUGUCGAUCAUCCACGAGCUGAAGAACAGUGAAGUAGCAAAAACUUUCCGCAAGGCCAUCAACAGAAAAGAAGGCAUCCUGGCUAUUGGAGGGACAUCGGAGCUGUCAAGUGAAGGCACACAACACUCAUACUCUGAGGAGGAGCGAUUUGCCUUUGUGAACUGGAUCAACACUGCUCUGGAAAAAGACCGUGACUGCAAACACGUCCUGCCCAUGGAUCCCAACACAGAGUCUCUCUUCACGUCUGUCAAAGACGGUAUCGUACUCUGCAAAAUGAUUAACCUGUCAGUGCCAGACACUAUCGAUGAGAGGGUCAUAAAUACGACGAAGCUGACAACGUUUACGAUGCAGGAGAAUCUGAACUUGGCCCUUAACUCAGCUUCUGCUAUUGGCUGCCAUGUGGUGAACAUCGGUGCUUUAGACUUAAAAGAGGGAAAGCCCCAUCUGGUGCUUGGUCUGCUGUGGCAGAUCAUCAAGAUCGGUCUUUUUGCUGACAUUGAGCUCAGCAGAAAUGAAGCACUGGCAGCAUUGCUGAGAGACGGGGAAACCCUGGAGGACCUGAUGAAGCUGUCUCCAGAAGAACUGCUGUUGCGCUGGGCAAACUUUCAUCUGGAAAAUGCUGGCUGGCAGAAGAUCAACAACUUUAGCGGUGACAUCAAGGACUCAAGGGCCUAUUUCCAUCUCCUCAAUCAAAUCUCCCCAAAAGGCACAGAGGAAGAUCAGCCACGCAUAGACAUUAGCAUGGCAGGCUUCAAUGAGAAAGACGACUUGAAGAGGGCAGAGGCCAUGCUGCAGCAGGCCGACAGGCUCGACUGUCGACAGUUUGUCACCCCAGCUGAUGUCGUCAGCGGAAACCCAAAACUCAACCUUGCCUUUGUGGCUAAUUUGUUCAACAAAUAUCCAGGACUGACCAAACCUGAGAAUGAGGACAUAGACUGGGGACUUCUUGAAGGUGAGACGCGGGAAGAGAGGACAUUCAGAAACUGGAUGAACUCUCUGGGAGUGAACCCACAUGUCAAUCAUCUGUAUGGAGACCUACAGGAUGCCAUGGUUAUCCUUCAACUCUAUGAGAAGAUUAAAGUGUAUGUUGACUGGAGCAACAAGGUCAACAAGCCGCCUUACCCCAAGCAUGGAUCUAUGAUGAAAAAGCUGGAGAAUUGUAACUAUGCAUUGGAACUGGGGAAAAACGACGCAAAGUUCUCCCUUGUUGGCAUCGGCGGGGAGGACCUGUACAAUGGCACAUCUACCCUGACUUUGGCACUGGUGUGGCAGCUGAUGAGAAAAUAUACAUUGAAUGUACUGGAGGAACUGGGUGAUGGAGAGAAAGCGAAUGAUGACUUGAUCAUAAAGUGGGUGAACAAAACGUUGGCGGAAGCUGGAAAAUCAACCAAGAUUUCAAGCUUUAAGGACAAAGAGAUCAGCAGCAGUGCUGCAGUACUGGAUCUGAUAGACGCCAUCCAGCCCGGAAGCAUCAAUCAUGAUUUGGUCAAAACCGGCACUCUCUCUGAAGACGACAAGCUGGAGAACGCCAAAUACGCCGUCUCUAUGGCGAGGAAGAUCGGCGCCCGCGUCUACGCUCUCCCAGAAGACCUUGUGGAGGUCAAGCCCAAAAUGGUGAUGACAGUUUUUGCCUGCUUGAUGGGUCGGGGGAUGAAGAGAGUCUAAUAGACUGGCUGGGAUCAUUGUGACACUAAAACACACAAGCCAUUAAGACUUUGAAGAGCUCCCCAAACUGAAGAAGGACUUUUUUUUUUUUUUUUGUAUGAGAAUAACAUGCUGUCAAAAUCAGAAAUUCGCAUGCAUCCCUGCCCUUUUUUGAGGUGUUUACUGAAGAAUGUGUUCUUAUUGAAGGCGAAUCAACAACACUAAAAUUUCUAAAGAGAUGGGUCUCGUGUUACAGAGGACAACUUGUUACUUUCGAUAUUCAGAACUCUUGAUUAAUGUACAAGAAUGCUGUCUUUUAAAGUGAGCAUUCAUAUUUCCAGCUGCAAGGUUGUUUACAUAUUUUUUACUCGGACUGAUAAAGUAAAUUAUAUCCUUGACUAAGCAACACAUUCCUGAAUACCACGCUUAUAAAUAAAUGCUUGACAAGGCAAAGAAAAGAAUAAAAGUUUGAGGAUGUUCAGGUGGAGCACAUUCAAAAACCACCCAAACAUUUCCUCUCACUUAAUGAAGUACAAGCAUUUCUUAAUAACUGGCACCAUAAACUUCCACAUAUCUGUAUACAGAAGCCAUACGGUCAAAUUGUAGUCGUGACCCCUGGCGUGCUGUCUGUAUUCUCGUUCUCGUCAUAUGUUCGUUUCUUGGGAUUAUACUCGAGGUAAAUGCUGUUAUUUUGGGGCGUCUAGUCUGUGUUGUCUUGGACUUCUGUGUUUUUGGUCUGUUACGUCGGAUAAGGAGUAGGUGGACUGGACUCUACUGGCUUCUGCUGUGCCUUCUACUUGUCUUAAAGACGACUUGUACUCACGCUUUCAGGUUUCCCCCUUUUUUUUCCUUUUGUAUUCAACAUUACCAAAUAUAAACCAUAACUUCAUUCCAGGUAGUUUUAUGAUAUUCUAUGACAAUGGCCAAAUUGUAUUUGGUCUCAUGUUCAUGUCUACUCCAAUUGCUUUACAUGUAACAAUAAAUAUGAAUUUGAAAACUG
This is a messenger RNA of Plectropomus leopardus (leopard coralgrouper), 3001 nucleotides long. It is a transcript of the gene pls3, whose product is annotated as plastin 3 (T isoform). Gene Ontology annotation, cellular component: actin filament; cytoplasm; actin filament bundle. NCBI's taxonomy places the organism in Eukaryota, Metazoa, Chordata, Actinopteri, Perciformes, Serranidae. Gene Ontology annotation, biological process: actin filament network formation; actin filament bundle assembly. The record is from RefSeq and is a predicted model, not a curated record. Gene Ontology annotation, molecular function: calcium ion binding; actin filament binding.